GCCCGGCCCCCCCGGCCAAGUCCCCCAGAGUCCCAGCCCCAGCCUGAGGUGGGCACAACGCUCCGGGUCCGGCAGCAAGCACUCUGCUCCCGUCCCACAGCUGAAGCCACACAGUUCCCAGAGCUUGGGCCCAGAAGGUGCCUGAGGGCACUGGGACAUUAGCCCCAGGUCCCCGAGGCCGAAGAGAAUCUGGUUGGUUUGCAGUCACUCCUGAGGCAGCCAACCCCCUGCUGGGGAGAGUGUGGUGCGGGGCUUGGGGGUGAUGCUCUUGUGUCCAGCACCUGUACGGCCCCAGCACCCAGGCCUUGCAGGCACAUCUCCCAGUCCCAGCAGGGCCUGCACGCCAACCUCCCCAGCCUGGCCCCUGGGCAGGCAGGAGGUGAGUAGUGGACGGCAGGCCCAGGGUGGGGUGGCCGCCCAACACCCCAGGGGCUGCACUUUGCAGCUGCCCCAGCUGGCUACCACCCUCCCGGCUCUUGAGCCCGGGAUGCAAGGAUGGCCAGGCCAUCUAUAGCCACCCUGGUGCCUCUGGGCCCCGAGAGCCUGCACCCCUUCACCCGGGAGUCCCUGGCAGCCAUAGAACGGCGGAGGGUGGAGGAGGAGGCCCGGCGGCAGCGCAGCAAACAGAUGGAGAUCGAGGAGUCUGAACGGAAGCCGCGCAGUGACCUGGAAGCUGGCAAGAACCUCCCCCUUAUCUAUGGGGACCCACCACCAGAGGUCAUCGGCAUCCCCCUGGAGGACCUGGAUCCCUACUACAGAGACAAGAAGACCUUCAUCGUGCUCAACAAGGGCAAGUCCAUCUUCCGCUUCUCUGCCACACCUGCCCUCUACAUGCUGAGCCCCUUCAGCAUCCUCAGACGGGUUGCCAUCAAGGUGCUCAUCCACUCGCUGUUCAGCAUGUUCAUCAUGAUCACCAUCCUGGCCAACUGCGUGUUCAUGACCAUGAGCAACCCGCCCAGCUGGUCCAAGCACGUGGAGUACACCUUCACGGGGAUCUACACCUUUGAGUCCCUCAUCAAGAUGCUGGCCCGAGGCUUCUGCAUCGAUGACUUCACAUUCCUCCGGGAUCCCUGGAACUGGCUGGACUUCAGUGUCAUCAUGAUGGCGUACCUGACGGAGUUUGUGGAUUUGGGCAACAUCUCAGCUCUGAGAACCUUCCGGGUGCUGCGGGCCCUGAAAACCAUCACAGUCAUCCCAGGGCUGAAGACCAUUGUGGGGGCCCUGAUUCAGUCAGUGAAGAAGCUGUCAGACGUGAUGAUCCUCACUGUCUUCUGCCUGAGUGUCUUUGCCCUGGUGGGGCUGCAGCUCUUCAUGGGAAACCUGCGGCAGAAGUGUGUGCGCUGGCCGCCGCCCUUUAAUGACACCAACACCACGUGGUACGGCAAUGACACGUGGUACGGCAAUGACACGUGGUACGGCAAUGACACGUGGAACAGCCAGGGGAGCUGGGCCAGCAACUUCACCUUCGAUUGGGAUGCCUACAUCAAUGAUGAAGGGAACUUCUAUUUCCUGGAGGGUGCCAGUGAUGCCCUGCUCUGUGGGAACAGCAGUGACGCUGGGCACUGCCCUGAGGGUUACGAGUGCAUCAAGGCCGGGCGGAACCCCAACUAUGGCUACACCAGCUAUGACACCUUCAGCUGGGCCUUCCUUGCUCUCUUCCGCCUCAUGACGCAGGACUACUGGGAGAACCUCUUCCAGUUGACCCUUCGGGCAGCCGGCAAGACCUACAUGAUCUUCUUUGUGGUCAUCAUUUUCCUGGGCUCCUUUUACCUCAUCAAUCUGAUCCUGGCGGUGGUGGCCAUGGCUUACGCUGAGCAGAAUGAGGCUACGCUGGCUGAGGAUCAGGAGAAAGAAGAAGAGUUUCAGCAGAUGCUAGAGAAAUUCAAAAAGCAUCAGGAGGAGCUGGAAAAGGCCAAGGCUGCCAAGGCUCUGGAAGGUGGGGAAGCAGACGGGGACCCAGCCCACGGCAAAGACUGCAACGGCAGCCUGGACACGUCCCCCGGGGAAAGGGGGCCCCCGAGGCAGAGCUGCAGCGCAGACAGCAGCAUCUCAGAUGCCAUGGAAGAGCUGGAAGAGGCCCACCAGAAGUGCCCACCAUGGUGGUACAAGUGUGCCCACAAAGUGCUCAUAUGGAACUGCUGCACCCCAUGGAUGAAGUUCAAGAACAUCAUCCACCUGAUCGUCAUGGACCCCUUUGUGGACCUGGGCAUCACCAUCUGCAUUGUGCUCAACACCCUCUUCAUGGCCAUGGAGCAUUACCCCAUGACUGAGCACUUUGACAGGGUGCUCAGUGUGGGCAACCUGGUCUUCACAGGCAUCUUCACAGCAGAGAUGAUACUGAAGCUCAUUGCCAUGGACCCCUACGAGUACUUCCAGCAGGGUUGGAACAUUUUCGACAGUAUUAUCGUCACCCUCAGCCUGGUGGAACUGGGCCUGGCCAACGUGCAGGGCCUGUCGGUGCUCCGCUCCUUCCGUCUGCUGCGGGUGUUCAAGCUGGCCAAGUCCUGGCCAACGCUGAACAUGCUCAUCAAGAUCAUCGGCAACUCGGUGGGGGCGCUGGGCAACCUGACGCUGGUGCUGGCCAUCAUCGUGUUCAUCUUCGCCGUGGUGGGCAUGCAGCUGUUCGGCAAGAGCUACAAGGAGUGUGUGUGCAAGAUCGCCGCGGACUGCAGCCUGCCGCGCUGGCACAUGCACGACUUCUUUCACUCCUUCCUCAUCGUCUUCCGCAUCCUGUGCGGAGAGUGGAUCGAGACCAUGUGGGACUGCAUGGAGGUGGCCGGCCAGGCCAUGUGCCUCACCGUCUUCCUCAUGGUCAUGGUCAUCGGCAAUCUGGUGGUCCUGAACCUCUUCUUGGCCCUGCUGCUGAGCUCCUUCAGCGCUGACAGCCUGGCGGCCUCAGAUGAGGACGGUGAGAUGAACAACUUGCAGAUUGCCAUCGGGCGCAUCAAGUGGGGCAUCGGCUUCGCCAAAGCCUUCCUCCUGGGGCUGCUGCGUGGCAAGAUCCUGAGCCCCAAGGACAUCAUGCUCAGCCUCGGGGAGCCCGGGGAGGCCGAGGAGGCUGGGGAGGGUGGGGAGAGUGCACCUGAGGACGAGAAGAAGGAGCCACCACCCGAUGAGGGGGACAGGGACCUGAAGAAAGGCAAUCACAUCUUGAACCACAUGGGCCUGGUCGACGGCCCUCCGCCCAGCUUCGAGCUGGACCACCUCAACUUCAUCAACAACCCCUACCUGACCAUCCAAGUGCCCAUCGCCUCCGAGGAGUCUGACCUGGAGAUGCCCACAGAAGAGGAGACGGACACUUUCUCAGAGCCUGAGGAUGUCAAGAAGCCGCCGCAGCCCCUCGACGGGAACUCCUCCGUCUGUAGCACAGCCGACUAUAAGCCCCCCGAGGAGGACCCCGAGGAGCAUGCCGAGGAGAACCUCGAAGGGGAGCAGCCUGAGGAGUGCUUCACCGAGGCCUGUGUGCAACGCUGCCCUGUUCUCUACGUGGACAUCUCCCAGGGCCGCGGGAAGCUGUGGUGGACCCUCCGCAGGGCCUGCUUCAAGAUUGUCGAGCACAACUGGUUUGAGACCUUCAUCGUCUUCAUGAUCUUGCUCAGCAGUGGAGCCUUGGCCUUUGAGGACAUCUACAUCGAGCAGCGGCGAGUCAUCCGCACCAUCCUGGAGUACGCAGACAAGGUCUUCACCUACAUCUUCUUCCUGGAGAUGCUGCUCAAGUGGGUAGCCUAUGGCUUCAAGGUGUACUUCACCAACGCCUGGUGCUGGCUGGACUUCCUCAUCGUAGAUGUCUCCAUCAUCAGCCUGGUGGCCAACUGGCUGGGCUACUCAGAGCUGGGGCCCAUCAAGUCCCUGCGGACACUGCGGGCCCUGCGUCCCCUGAGGGCACUGUCCCGAUUCGAGGGCAUGAGGGUGGUGGUGAACGCCCUCUUGGGGGCCAUCCCCUCCAUCAUGAACGUGCUGCUCGUCUGCCUCAUCUUCUGGCUCAUCUUCAGCAUCAUGGGUGUCAACCUGUUUGCCGGCAAGUUCUACCACUGCAUCAACACCACCACCUCCGAGAGGUUCGACAUCUCCGAAGUCAACAAUAAGUCUGAGUGCGAGAGCCUCAUGCACACAGGCCAGGUCCGCUGGCUCAAUGUCAAGGUCAACUAUGACAACGUGGGCCUGGGCUACCUUUCCCUCCUGCAAGUGGCCACCUUCAAGGGCUGGAUGGACAUCAUGUAUGCAGCUGUGGACUCCCGGGAGAAGGAGGAGCAGCCGCAGUAUGAGGUGAACCUCUACAUGUACCUCUAUUUCGUCAUCUUCAUCAUCUUUGGGUCCUUCUUCACCCUCAACCUCUUCAUCGGCGUCAUCAUCGACAACUUCAACCAGCAGAAGAAGAAGUUUGGAGGGAAAGACAUCUUCAUGACGGAGGAACAGAAGAAAUACUAUAACGCCAUGAAGAAGCUUGGCUCCAAGAAGCCUCAGAAGCCGAUUCCCCGGCCCCAGAACAAGAUCCAGGGCACGGUGUACGACUGCGUGACCAAUCAGGCCUUCGACAUCGCCAUCAUGAUCCUCAUCUGCCUCAACAUGGUCACCAUGAUGGUGGAGACGGACGAGCAGAGCCAGCUCAAGGUGGACAUCCUCUACAACAUCAACACGGUCUUCAUCGCCAUCUUCACGGGCGAGUGCGUGCUGAAGAUGCUGGCCCUGCGCCAGUACUACUUCACUGUCGGCUGGAACAUCUUCGACUUCGUGGUUGUCAUCCUGUCCAUCGUGGGCCUCGCACUCUCCGACCUGAUCCAGAAAUACUUUGUGUCACCCACACUGUUCCGUGUGAUCCGCCUGGCUCGGAUCGGGCGUGUCCUGCGGCUGAUCCGUGGGGCCAAGGGCAUCCGGACGCUGCUUUUUGCCCUCAUGAUGUCGCUGCCUGCUCUCUUCAACAUUGGCCUCCUCCUGUUCCUGGUCAUGUUUAUCUACUCCAUCUUUGGCAUGUCCAACUUUGCCUAUGUCAAGAAGGAGUCGGGCAUCGAUGACAUGUUCAACUUUGAGACCUUGGGCAACAGCAUCAUCUGCCUCUUUGAGAUCACCACGUCGGCUGGCUGGGACGGGCUCCUCAACCCCAUCCUCAACAGUGGGCCCCCUGACUGCGACCCCACACUCGAGAACCCGGGCACCAGUGUCAGGGGGGACUGUGGCAACCCCUCCAUUGGCAUCUGCUUCUUCUGCAGCUACAUCAUCAUCUCCUUCCUCAUUGUGGUCAACAUGUACAUCGCCAUCAUCCUGGAGAACUUCAACGUGGCCACUGAGGAGAGCAGCGAGCCCCUCAGCGAGGACGACUUUGAGAUGUUCUAUGAGACAUGGGAGAAGUUUGACCCCGACGCCACCCAGUUCAUCGACUACAGCCGCCUCUCCGACUUUGUGGACACCUUGCAGGAGCCUCUGAGGAUUGCUAAGCCUAAUAAGAUCAAGCUCAUCACGCUGGACCUGCCCAUGGUGCCGGGGGACAAGAUCCAUUGCCUAGACAUCCUCUUUGCCCUGACCAAAGAGGUUCUGGGCGACUCUGGGGAGAUGGAUUCCCUCAAGGAGACCAUGGAAGAGAAGUUCAUGGCAGCCAACCCCUCCAAGGUGUCCUACGAGCCCAUCACCACCACCCUCAAAAGGAAGCAUGAAGAGGUGUGCGCCGUCAAGAUCCAGAGGGCCUACCGCCGGCACCUGCUCCAGCGCUCUGUGAAGCAGGCGUCCUACAUGUACCGCCACAGCCAGGAUGGCGGCGGGGAUGGGGCCCCGGAGAAGGAGGGGCUGAUCGCCGAGGCCAUGAACAAGAUGUAUGGCCGUGAGGAUGGGAACAGCAGGGUGCAAAGCAAGGGUGAGGAGAGGGGCCUGAUGGACACCGGACCUGCCAUUGGGCUCACGCCCAUCAGCCCCUCAGAUGCUGCCCUCCCUCCUUCCUCAACCCCGGGGCAGACGCUGUGCCCAGGGGUCAAAGAGUCUCUUGUCUAGCAGGCAGCAGCAAGGUGGCCACCUGAGCCAUGCACAGCCCCGAAGCUCACCCACGGUGCCCGCUCACUGAGGGGGCAGGGUGCUGAGCCUGGGGCUGAUCCAGUCCCGGUCAGGGACAGGAUUUGGCCGUGCUGGGGCUGACAUCCAGACCACGGAAAAUGGGAAUUAUGCCCAGAGGCUCCGCACUGGGCCUGAGGCCCCUGUCUCUAAGAUUUCACCCUCAAGUUGCGCUCACCUCCUUAUGGGCCCUACUGCCCCUCCUCUUGGCCUGGGAGGAAGUCAGAAUAUCAGAAUCUCUUCCCCCACUUGGGGAGGAGCUGGCCUACGAUGAAGGGAUUGGCUGCCUUCUGCCACCAGUCUUAAGGGCUGCUGGCCUCUCCUGCAGGCAGUGGCUCCGGCCCCUAGCCCCUCCAGGACAGAGACGGCUUAACUUCAGUGAGAGCAGACACCUGACCCCAGGGCCUGUCAGCCCUCCUCCGACUCUGGGAUGCAGCUUCACCCUGCCACAUCGGGAAUUCCCUGGAAAAGUGAAAUGUUGCUGGUCCAGAAAUGGCUCCACAAACCUGACUGUCCCCUGAUCCUGACAUAUCAGCCUUGGUUAGUGGCCCCUGAAACCAUUUCCCUGUGUGUCCGUUGUCCGGCCCCUUAGCUCCCCUGGCUGGCCCCUGGGGGAUGAGCAGAGAGAGGAGUCCACCUGGGAAUUGUCUUUUCCUUGGAAUCAUGGCUGGGUGGCAUAGGCUGAGUCCCACAGCUGGGUCACUGCAGCGGAGACUUUCUGGGCCUGAGAGGCCACCCCUGGGGUGGGGUCGGGUCCCUGGCAUGCAGUAAGUAGAUUCCUAUUUCCUCCUUCCUGUCGUCAGUCCUGCGUUAGCAGAGCUGGGCUCCCUGUAGCCUCACCAAGCCUAAAGAUCCCCUUACCCCCACCAUGCCCACCUCUUUCUCCUGCCUUGUCCUUUUUUCCCCUCCUCAGACUGAUCCUAAGAACACUAUAGUUGAGCCCAUGUUAGAUUUCAAUGCUGGGACAUGCACAGCUUACCUGGCUCAGGCCCAGCCUUCUAAUUUCCUGCUGCCUGGAAAACCAGGCGGCCCUUCUGUUGGCACCACUAUUGGGCACAGCAGUGCCAGGCCUCUGCUGGCUCCCAGAGAACAGGUGGAGACGGCUUGGAGGAGAGGGCAAAGACCUGCCCAGGGGCUCUGGACAUACUCACCUGUAUGUGUGCCUUUGUGUCUGCUUUAUGCCUCUGUGUGUAGCCGUGUGUGUGUGUUCAAGUAUGUGAACCACCGUGCCCACAAUGCCCGCCUGUGCACAUGCGUAUGCGUAUAUCUGGGAUAUGUGUCAUUGUGCCCCUGUAGUGUCCAACCGGUGUGUGUGUGUCUUCUGUGCAGACCUGUCCAUGUGGUGUGCCUGUGCUGAGUGUGUGUAUGAGUGUGAACACAUGUGGAUAGGUUUGCACGUUGAGUCCCUGUUGACCUUAGUUCCUCUUCUCUUUGUUCUUGUUUCUUGUGAACAGUUUGAUUAAAACUCAGGAAGCAGCAAAACCUCCAAAACAACGUGUAUGUGUGUGUGUGUGUGUGUGUGUGUGUGCGUGCGCACCCAGGCCAGAGCCUUCCUUUCCAUCUGCCCUGCUCUCUGGCCUCCUCACGCCCUGCCCGGGCCCCUUCCCGCUCCCCAUGCCUCUGCUCUUCUCCCUGCCUCUGGUUCUCUUCAUCAGUCCUGUUGCCCCAGUCAGGCACCCUGUCUCCUGCCUGCAUCCUCUGUGGAAGGAGGUCCCCUCCUGUUCUCUUCCUUCAGAGGGUGCAUCCAACAGGGGCUGCCUCCUCUGCCCAGCACCCUGCCCACUGCCUUUCCUCGGGCCUCAGCCUGGCAUGGCCCCAAGUGCCUCAGCAUCUGUUGGAUAGAUAUUCUCCACCUGACCAUGCAGAGCUACCACUGCCUGCAGCCCCUCCCCUGCAGACCACACCCAUGUGCACCUUGUCCUGGUGGGAACAGGCCCAAGCCCGGCCAGCAGACGGCUCCUCUGUACAGUUCUUACAAUAAACCUCCCCGCCAGUGCCUCUGACACCAGGCUUCUUGC
Manis pentadactyla (Chinese pangolin) is the source of this 8054-nucleotide messenger RNA. It is a transcript of the gene SCN4A, whose product is annotated as sodium voltage-gated channel alpha subunit 4. The transcript has 25 exons. Gene Ontology annotation, molecular function: protein binding; voltage-gated sodium channel activity. Gene Ontology annotation, biological process: neuronal action potential; sodium ion transmembrane transport; membrane depolarization during action potential. Bases 496 to 5979 code for a protein of 1827 amino acids. Gene Ontology annotation, cellular component: axon; voltage-gated sodium channel complex; plasma membrane. NCBI's taxonomy places the organism in Eukaryota, Metazoa, Chordata, Mammalia, Pholidota, Manidae. The record is from RefSeq and is a predicted model, not a curated record.